CCGAAAUACCGAACUAUUUUCAAAAUGUGUUGACCGGUCGGUCGGAAAUGGGCCAUAAACCCUACCUCUCGCCAUUUCAGCCCUAGCACAGCUCACUAAAACUCGACAUAGUCGCCGAACUACAUCCAUAUUCCUUCAAUUGCUGCCGGAUUACCAGCACAGGUACUAGUUUUUUUUGGAGAUAAAAGCUUUAUUUUCUAAGCUUUUGUUAUCGCGGUUAUUAUAAACCACACUCAUUUAUGGGUGUUCUGGAGGAGAUAUCUGGGAAAUUUGAACAAAAUUUGGACUUGAUACGGAAUUGUUUCGGAGAGGCUUUGACUGGAUUGGAAGCUAGAGAAAAUCAUCUGAAUGGAGUACAAGGAUCUCUUUCUGAAAGUUCUAGAGAACUUGCUCUGAUGCUAGAGGCCAUUGAAGCUCGGGCGAAGGAAUUUGAGGAGAAGGAGAGAGAGUUUCGUUUGAUUUUGGAACAAGGGUGGAAAGAAUUGGAUGUAAAAAAGAAUGAAUUGAGUUUGAUUAGAGAUGAUAUUAGAGUUAGGGAAGAGAAAUUGAGUGAGCAAGAGAAGUUGAUAGGAGGGCUUUUUGAGAGGAUAGAGUUGGAGGGGAAACAUAUUGGGGAUCUUAGAUGUUCUGUCGAUGAGGGUUUUAGAGAAAUAUGUUUGAAAGAAAGGCAGGUAGCGGAUCGUUGGAGGGAGCUCGAGUUGGUUAAGAAACAGAUUGGGAGUAGAGAAAAUGAGCUUGAUAAGAAAAAGGAAAAGUUGGAGAGUUUAGAGAAGGAGAUUGAGUUGAGGGAAAAGGUUUUGGGUUCAAAACAGGGGAUGCUUGAAGCUAGAGAAAGUGAGCUUGAGGCUAGGGAAAAGGUUUUGGAGUUACAGAAGGAGCUUGUCAUGAAACAGAGAGAGCUUGACUCUGCUCUGAAAAGCAAGGAAUGUUGUUCUAAUAAACCGGGUUCAAUAAAUCCAACACCAUCCCCAGAAAGGACAAAGAAAAGAAGGAAAAGUGAAGACAAGGGCGCAUCUGAGAAUGAAUCUGAACAACGUGCUCUCAUUGAUCUGGUUGGAUCAGACUCUGGUGAUUCAGGUCAUUCAGGUUUGGGAUGUGAUCUAAAGGAGUCCCAUUCAGUGUCGGAAUCCGAUUCAGCUUAUUCAGGUUCAGCAUGUGAUCUUGGUCAGGCAGGUUUAGGCUUGGCCAAUUCAAACUCAAGUCCUACUUAUCAUUCGAACAAAUUGUUUAAUAACUUCAGAAGAGCGUACACCUUAAGCAGCUUUCGUGUUGGUCAAAUUUGGGCUCGUUCCUAUCAUAGUAGUAAUGAUAAGAUACAAAAAUUAUAUGCAAGGAUCCUGAAGGUACGUGAUCCUAUUGUUCUUGUUGCAUGGCUCCAGCCUGUGGCACAUUAUCAACUUACAAUGCCGUAUAAGAGGUCCAAAAGUGUGAAGUUACCUGAUACAUCGCAGGGUUGGAACGAGUGGAUAGAUACUGGCUUACCAGUUGGUUGUGGUGGAUUUAUAUGUGGUAAAGAAGAGGCCUUGUCAUUGUCUAGUUGUAACUUUUCGUAUCAAGUUUGCUACAAAGAGACUCUUACUUCUUGGCAUCUUAUUACUCAUUACUUAAUUCAUCCUCAAGAGGGAGAGACUUGGGCCCUCUAUAAGGACUGGAAUACUAAUUGCUGGGCUUCGAAACCUGAUAAUCAUUUACGCUGCCAGUAUGAGAUAGUUGAGAUUGUCCAGAGAAAUUCUUUUGACACUAAAGUUGCUUACCUGGAUAAAUUGGAAGGAUAUGCAAGCUUAUAUCACAGAAGAAGCCAUGAUAAGGAGGAUAUUUUUGUGAUACACGAUGAAGAAUUCUUUAGGUUCUCCCAUGCAGUACCUUCUUUUAGGAUGAGCAGCUAUAAAAGGGAAGGUGUACCAGAGGGAUCUUUUGAACUUGAUCCCAAGUCGCUGCCUGCUGUUUUUUGAUGAAAUUUGUAACAUUCAGGUUUUUCUAAAGCAAAUACUUGAUUGAUGGUCUUCCCAUGCUGGAUUAGAAGUUCUUAUGCAGUCCAAUUAUUGAAAACAAUGCCAGUUUCUAGCCUACUGUCUGUGCAACCUGAAUGGAGCUACAUUACAUUUGUGUCAAAGUUCAAUUUCACUAGUGAUUGCUUCAAGUUCUUUCUCCUUUUGUCUCUUCUUGUCAAAGUUUAUAGUCCUCCUGUCGCCAAAACUUUCUCUGGACUACAUUGUCUCUAACCGCUAAAUGCAGAAUCAAGAUUGCUUCCGACAAUGGGCAAAUUUAAUUCUGUUCUCCUUGUCAAUGUCCACUCUUGUUGCUCUUUUGGUACUAAUUUAGAUCCAUUCAUACUUGUCCUUUGCCAUUCCAAGUUCCACUUAGCUCUUGCUGGAAUGCUUUGAUGGCCUUGCUUAGCAUGAGGAAAAUUUCUCAAAGAUAUGACUCAGGUCCACCAUUUCUUGAUCUUAUCAAUACUCACAAGUGGCAUUUUAUUAUCUUUGAUAGGUGGAAGUUGUACAAGUAUGCUUUUUGUAUCCGUUUUGUUGGAAUUACUAAAUUUAUUAGUUUGUUGACACGUUGGAUACACCCAUUCCAUAAAUUUGUUUACUGAUGCUUAAUUCUUUACCGCUUCUAGCUUGACAUAUUUUACAGAGAAUAAGUUUUUGAAACUUUUGCCACUCUUCUGAUUGUAUCUGUCAUGAAACAUACUAUAAAAAUCUCACCAUGCAUGGCGUUGCCAACUCUUAUCAUGUUGCCGCCGCGCUCUUUAGAAAGGAGAAUUAAGAAAUUUAUAUUUAGCACUACUAAGUAAUCUUUUGUGGAUUCAAAGUGUUUCUGAGCUAAGAAUGAUGGAUUCAUAUGGCUAUUUUUGGUAU
Messenger RNA from Coffea arabica (coffee), 2858 nucleotides. RefSeq lists its product as uncharacterized. The record is from RefSeq and is a predicted model, not a curated record. Lineage: Eukaryota; Viridiplantae; Streptophyta; Magnoliopsida; Gentianales; Rubiaceae.